Messenger RNA from Arabidopsis lyrata subsp. lyrata, 8514 nucleotides. RefSeq names its product small subunit processome component 20 homolog. Lineage: Eukaryota; Viridiplantae; Streptophyta; Magnoliopsida; Brassicales; Brassicaceae. The transcript is spliced from 30 exons. The record is from RefSeq and is a predicted model, not a curated record. Gene Ontology annotation, cellular component: 90S preribosome; small-subunit processome; nucleolus. The coding region runs from base 586 to 8427 and encodes 2613 amino acids.
CUCGGUUACCAUUACUAAAAUUAUUUUGGUUUUGGUUUGGUUAGAAAUAGUAAAACUGGUUUAAGUAUGGUUAGUUGAUUCUGCUUUUAAAUUAAGAAAUCAAAAACCCUAAAAAAAAACAAGUCCAUUGUGUCAGGAUCCGGUUCGGUUAUACUAAUCGCGGAAAUCAAAAAGUCCAUUGAGUUACUUGUCCAAUUUUGAUCCACGAUUUGAAUGAACAAAAAUGCCGUAGUCUCUUUGAGUUAAGAGAAAUUAGUGUAACCGAACCGGAUUCAACCGGUUAUCUACCGGUCUGAUUGACCUAAUUUGGUAAUGAAUUUUAAAACAUUUGUUAAUAAGUAAAAUCUCGCUAAAACCCAACACCUACCUUACCUAUAUAUAUAUACUCUUCUCCUUCUCUGCGCGGCACUGUCUCUCACAUCUCUCUCGACUCUCGCAGAAUCAUCUCAAACAAGCGAGAUUCUUCAAACCCAUUUCGAUUUCGCAUCUCUCUGUGUUGAUUUCGUUUCCAAGUUUGGAUUUUUUUUUGUCUUUUCCAAAAGGAAAAACGGAGACCUCGCUGUCGAAAUCGUCGAAACCCAAAUCAUGGGAAGGAACAGACAUAAGUUUAAGAGCUUGAAAGAGAGAAUCAAUAAUAUUGAAGUCAAUGUAUUUAGGAGUUUGGAUACGGUGAAGUCUGAGCCUUCAAAAGGUUCCACAUUUUUUAAGGAUUGCCUCGUAGAAUGGAGGGAACUAAAUACAGCAGCAGACUUUAUUUUGUUUUAUGAAGAGAUGUUGCCGUUUGUUCAGAAUCUGGAGUUGAUUCUCUUGCAAAAGGAAUUUAUCUUCUCAAAACUUGUCUCUGGAUUACAUAUGAAAGCAAGAUUUUCUCUGGAUGCCUUUCUCAGUUUGAUUGCAGCUUUAUCGAGAGAUCUCUUGGAGGACUUUAUUCCCUUCCUUUCACGCCUUGCUAACUCCUUACUGUCUCUUCUGAAAAAUGGUGGUCAGGAAGAUCCAGAGAUUAUUGAGCAGAUAUUUGAAUCAUGGUCUUACAUAAUGAGAGACCUGCAGAAGUAUCUCAUAUGCGACAUCAAAAGUAUUCUGAAGGUUACAUUGGAGCUGAGGUAUUACCCCAAAGACUAUAUCAUCGAGUUGAUGUCACCCUCGAUGUCAUUUUUGUUGAGGACUGCACCGGAUAAGCAACUUGAAAAAGGGAUCAAGAGGAUCCUUUCUGAAGUUGCAGAUCCACCGAAAAGAACUGGAGGAGUUACUUUACUAUAUUAUGUUAUGAGAAAUACUGAUGCGAAACUCCAUUCAAAAGCUGGCAGGGUUUUGAGGUUCUUGCUGAAAGAUUCUACGUUAUCUUUUUGUGAUAAUUUUCCUCAAGGUUCUGGUAGUACAGUGGAAGUUGUGAGUUCAACUUUGGAGAGAAUAUGCAAGGAUUAUAAAGUAGAAGAAUUAAGUGUUAUCUGGAAUUGCUUGUAUCAGGAAGUAAACAAGUCAAUCUUGAACAAACAAUCAGUUCAUUUAACCCGACUGUUGACUGUGAUUACUUCAGCUGUUAGGAUUAAGAAAGGUCUCAAGGUUCAUGAUUACCCAUCUUUGAUUGAAAUCGUGAGCCAAAUUGUGUCAACUUUUAUGGCUUCCUCUGAGAUCGUUGUAGAAGGGGAUAACUUAUCUGCUGUCCUCGAUGAAGUUUUGCGGCUGAUAUUAUGCACCAUCGACAAACCCAUUUCUGUCCGUGAAAUGGAAUCCAUUGCUUUAAAAUGGGCUCCUAUUUUUUUCUUGAAGAAUUCAAGUUUCCUGAAUUUUCUGGGGGAGUUGCUAAAGAAGGAUCAAUUAGUAGUGAAAGCCUUUACAAAUAAUAUAUUAAGUGCAAUCAACAAUAUGAUUUGGGGGUCGCCUGAGGAUGUUAUUCCUCAGUUACUAUCAUUGUGUAAUAUACAACAAACAAGUCACGACACGGUGAACAUCAUUGUUGAAACGUUUGAGAGCAGAUACAAGAGAAUCCAUGAGUUCUUGGAAGAGAAUAUUAAGAAGAUUCAAAAGAGUUUAGAGAAUACUGGAUUAGCUCAAAUUGAUGAGGCCGAGUUAGCUACCGUUCGGGGAGUUGUCAACUGUUAUCCCUACUUUAAAGUGGAUUCAUCAUUACUGAUUUGCCUUAAGAAUACGCUCAGACAGCAUCUGGCAGUCUCAGUUGUAAACACUUUUAGUGGUCCAGAGUUGAUGUGGCAAAGCUUACUUGGUACUUCUUUGAGGUCAUGUCACAAACUCUGUUCUCCUGAAGGAAUCAACCACAAUGAUCUAGAGGAAGCUUUGAGUCUUGCUAAAUAUCACAAGUCAUGUGCAGAAGUUCUAUCUCCUGUGGCCGACUAUUUGGAUUUUGUGCACAGGCCUCUAUUAGCUAAUGAUGAUAGCUCUAAGGCAUAUCCAGAACUUCAAGCAAAUAAGGCGGAAGAUGCUUUUGACAUAUUUUCUGAAAAUCUGCGUCACUCAAACAAAGAGAUCCGUCUUUUGACUCUAAGGAUUUUGUGCCAUUUUGAAACCUUUUCUUCUUUUGAAGAGCAUCCUCCUAAGAAGAAAAUGAAAUCUGAAGAGACUCUAAAGUCUCUUCCAAAAGAAAAUGUUCUUCAGUUAUUGCAUAAAGUCGAAGAGUCCCCUCUCACAGUAUCAACUGACGUGAAGUUGGUCAAUUUGAUAAAAAAAAUCCGGGAUCUCUCUGCUGGCAGGAUACAUGAGGCAUAUGUGCAGCUUGUAUUCAAUGGAAUGAUAGGACUAUUUCAUAAUCGCUUUUCUAAAUUACCGAAGCCAGCAUUUGAGUGCCUUGCGAUUCUCUUGGAGAAGCACACGGCCGCGGUGUGGACUGGUUUUGUUCGCUAUUUCCGCCAGUGCCAACUAACAUUCCAAACCCUCCACAAUCAUAGUGAGAAUGAAAAUUACAGCACUUCAGAGAAGUAUACUGAUCGGAUGGACCGUUUUAAUUCAUUUCUAUCUCCGCCAUCUGAUAGCACACCUACUGCAGAAGUGGUAUCUUUGUUGCUCCAGACCUUACAAAAUGUUCCCACUGUUGCUCAGUCUCGGGCUUCUGACAUUCUCCCUUUGUUAUUGGAAUUUUUGGGAUACAACAGCGAACAUCCCAUGAGGGUCGGAUUAUUUAAUGGCGGAGCUUGUAAAGGAAAGGAGUGGAAGAAGUUACUUGUACAAUGGUUGACGUUGCUGAAGUUGAUGAAGAAUCCAAGGUCGUCUCGUUUUAGUCAGUUUGUUAACGACGUUCUCCAGAAUAGGUUCCUGGACGAUGAUGAUGCUGAAAUACAAAUGAAUGUCCUAGAGUGUCUUAUGUUGUGGAAUGACUACUUACUCCCAUACCACAAGCAUUUGGAGAAUUUGAUCAAAGAAAAUGAAUUGAGGGAAGAGCUCACGACCUGGAACUUUUCCAAAGAAAUUGAAGAAGCUCACAGAUCUCAUUUUUUUUCUCUUGUAAUUCGCAUUCUUAUGCCAAAAGUUAGGAAAUUAAAGAAUUCGGCUUCGCAUAAGCAUAAAAGAAGUAUCCGUCACCGAAAAGCGGUUCUUUGCUUUAUAUCUCAGCUGGAUGUUAAUGAACUUUCCCUGUUCUUUGCAUUGUUGAUUAAGUCUUUGAAAAUCAUAUCAGAGGAAAUGAUGGACUUUUUUGGGAGCUCCGUGAAAAGUUCUCUGGAUUGUUUCCAAAGGUCGAAUUUCCUGAAAUAUUUCACUGGUAAAACUAUAUCAACGUUAUCCAGGGAGAAGAAAUAUGGGUUUCUUCAUGUCAUCGAACAUAUCCUGGAAGAAUUUAAUGUGUCCCAUGUCCAACCAUUUCUAGACUUCUUGAUGGGAUGUGUUGUUCGGUUAUUGGCAAACUACGCUCCAAAUCUCGAUGAAGAAGUGAACAUUGAUAAAGAGACUGUUUCAACAAAUCACGACCAGGCUGGCACUUCUUUGAAGCAGUUUAAAGAGUUUAGAUCCUUAUGUCUGAAGAUUUUUGCUCUUGUUCUUGAUAAGUAUAAGGAUUUUGAUUUUGGCUCUGAGUUCUGGGACCUCUUCUUUUCAGCAGUGAACCCCUUAAUUAAGAGUUUUAAGCAGGAGGGUUCUAGUAGUCAAAAACCAAGCUCAUUGUUCAAAUGCUUCUUGUCAAUGAGUAAAAGUCGCAAUCUCGUGACCUUCUUAUGCCGGGAAGAGUUUCUUAUUCCAGAGAUUUUUUCAAUUCUAACAGUCACCACAGCUUCAAAAGAUAUAAAGUCUUCUACCUUGAAGUUCAUAGAGAAUCUACUCAGUCUUGACAAUGAGUUGGAUGAGGAUGACCAUAUGAUCAAAGGAUUCUUAGAUCCAUAUAUCGAGGCACUGAUUAACAGCUUGCAUUCUCUUUUCCUUGGGGAUAUUUUGAAAAGGAAAUCAAUCAAGUAUCAUGGAAAAAGAGAGAUUAAGAUUCUUAAACUAUUGUCUAAGCACAUCCGAGAUGGUUCUUCUGUUAUGAAGUAUUUGGAUGUCUUGCUGUCUUUUUUGGAUGACAGUGUGAAAGAUUCUGAUAUUCAUCGUGAGGCUUUGCAAGCCAUUCAUUCAUUGCUUGGGACUGAGAGUACCACAUCAUCGCUUGGGACUGAGAGUACCAGCAGAAUUAUUAAGAUAGUGUCUCCUCUUCUUGUUGAUGCUGAAAGUAAUGUUAGAUUAUGCAUUUGUGAUCUUCUUGAAUCUCUUGCAAAAUUCGACCUUUCUCUGGAUCUUGUGGCCAAAUGCGUCCGCGAUAUGAAUUCCAGGUCACCCAUGGAAGUUGAUGAUCUUGACUAUGAAAAGAUAAUUGAUGCUUAUGGAAAGAUUGAUGUAGAUUUCUUUAAUAAAUCCUCGGAGCAGCACGUGAUGAUCAUACUCUCACAGAGUAUAUACAACAUAUCAUCAGAAGAGCUUACGUUAAAGGAUAGCGCACGUAAUCUCUUGUGUUUAUUCAUUGAAUUUUCAGCCUCAAUACUUUGCCAAGAGGUUGUAAAAUCUGAUGCAAGAUGGACAGGAGAUCGCAUAUUGUGGAUUAUGAAUAAGUUUAUACUGAAACACAUUGGAGAUGCGAUAAACAGAGGAAUUUCUUGUGGAAAGGGGGGGAUUCUUUUGAUACACAAAAUGGUGGCUACACUUCCAGAUGCCGGAAAUCUUUCUGCAUUCAGACCUUUAUGCUCAGAAGACGACGAAGUGGAUUUCUUUAAAAACAUUUUCAGCAUUCAGGCACAUCGUAGAGCAAAUGCAAUUAAACGUUUCACAAAGGUGAUCAAAGAUAGCAGUCUGCCUGAGGGAGUAGUGAGAAAAGUUUUGGUCUCAGUCUUUUUCAACAUGUUGCUUGAUGGAAAAGAUGAAAAAGGGAAAAAUGUCCAAGAUGCAUGCAAAGAAGCCCUUGCAUCUAUAUCUGCUCAUAUGAGUUGGACGUCGUACUAUGCUCUAUUGAAUCGGUGUUUCCAUGAGAUGAACAAGCAUACCGAUAAGAAAAAACUUCUGCUGCAGCUUAUCAGCUUGAUUUUAAAUAACUUUCACUUUUCAAAAGAUGGUUACACGCAGGAGGCUAUGGAGAUUAGGACUCGCAUUGAGAAAAACGUUUUCCCGAAGAUACAGAAGCAGAUGGAUUCUGACGAUGAUAGUGUUAAUGUUGACAGCUACGUGGCUGCGGUGAAGGUUCUAAAGCUUCUCCCUAAAGAAAUAAUGGACCCACAGCUAGACUCUAUAGUUCCUAAAAUUUGCAGUUAUUUGACGAAUGGGUUGGAGAGCACACGUGAUAAAUCCAGAAAGGCUCUUGCUGCUUGUGUGGAGGAACUUGGGCUAGAGUACCUGCAAUUUGUUGUAAAAAUUUUACGUGCUAGGUUAACACGAGGAUAUGAGGUGCAUGUUCUAGGAUUCACUGUCAAUUUUAUCUUAUCAAAAUGCGUGUCCAAUUCUACGGGUGGGAAGUUGGAUCAUUGUUUGGGAGAUCUCCUUGCUGUGGUAAAAGCCGAUAUCCUUGAAGAUGUUGAUGACCAGAAAGAGGAGUUAAAAACCGCAUUCAAGAAGAAGAAAGAAACUGUAAAACGCAAGUCACCUGAGACUCUGAAAUUGAUUGCUGAAAAUGUAACGUUCAGGAAAAGUCAUGUGUUAGAGUUACUUUCUCCGGUCACAGCUCAGCUGCAGAGGCCUCUGACUCCAAAGUUAAAAUCAAAACUGGAGGAGAUGUUAAGGUAUAUUGCAGCUGGUAUUGAAGGCAAUCCAACUGUUGAUCAAGAAGAUCUUUUUUGUUUUAUUUAUGAUGGUAUUAACAACAAGAUUGGUCUUGGGGAUCAAGUGUCUUCCCCACCAUCCAAAAAGAAAAGGAAAUCAAGAGAUCUGCAAAAUACUGCUGGUGCUAAGUCAUGUCCACAUCUCAUAACCGUCUUUGCUCUGGACUUAUUGCACAACAGACUGAAGAAAAUGAAUCUUAACAAUAAUAAGACUGAAGAAGUGUUGUUGUCGAUGUUGGAUCCUUUUGUCAAAAUACUUGUUGGGUGCUUGAGCUCUAAGUAUGAAGAUGUUGUAUCUUUAUCUGUUAGAUGUUUCACUCAAUUGUCAAGGUUACAACUACCUUCCUUCAAAUCUGAAGCAGAUAAAGUGAAGACAACAAUGCUAAAUAUUAUUGUUCAGUCUGCAAUGAGUUCCAGUAGUCCUCUUGUGGAGUCAUGCCUUAAGCUGUUAACAGUUCUUAUCACAUCAGGAAAUUUCACUUUAUCAUCCUGGGAGUUGAAAAUGUUGCUUCAACUUCCCAUGUUUGUUGAUCUAGAAUCGGAUUUAUUUGAUACUUCUCUGUCAUUUAUCAAGGCCAUUGUGGUAGGGAAGCUUGCAGUCCCAAACAUACAUGAUAUAGCAGGUCAGGUAUUAAAGUUGAUGAUAAAGACUCACUCAGACCAUACCCGCAAGAAUUGUGCAGAAUUACAUUUGGAAAUUUUGGUACAUCAUACACUUUCUGAGAAAUGCCUACAAAGACAUGUUAACAUUUUGCUGAAACAUCUGAGCUAUGUACAUUCAAAUGGAAGAGAAGCUGUUCUUGACAUGCUUCAAGCGCUUAUCAAGAAACUCCCAAAAGCUUCUCCCGGCAAGACGUCGUUUCUUGACCAGCAGUCUCAAAACUUCUUUCUUCAGCUUGUUUGUUGUUUGGCAACUGAUGAUGCUAAAGAAGUGCUACCCAAGAUUGGUGAUGUGAUUAAACUUCUUUUAGGUCGCAUCAGUAAAGAUCAAGUUUAUUCCAGCCUUGAGUACUGUCUAGUUUGGUAUAAGCCGGAGAACUCACCGGCUAUAGCAGCACAGGUACUGGGGUUAUUCAUUGAAGCCAUGAAGGCAUCGGGAUCAUCCAUUAAAGCCAUGAAGGAAAUAUUUCGGAAGCAUAUCUGCAAUGUAUUGCACGAGGCUAAAAUAAUUUUGGAGUCUACUGAACAGUUGCAAGAUACGGUUCAGGAAGGCAGUAUUCCUUUCUGGAAGGAAGCUUAUCGUUCACUGGUUAUGAUAGAGAAGAUGCUCCAGCAGUUUCCUGAUUUAACUUUUGGAAAAGAUUUUGAGGAUAUUUGGAAAAUGGUGUUUAAGUUGUUGUUGCACCAACAUGAAUGGUUGCGUACUAUAUCUUGCCGGCUCCUGAAUUACUAUUUCAAAGCAUUAGCUGGGAGUGAAAGAGGAGAAUCUAAGAAACUAGUAGCUGAUUCUCUUCUCGGGAAGCCAAGUAGCCUGUUCAUGGUAGCUGUUUCUCUUUGCGUCCAAUUAGAGGAUCAACGCAGCACAGGAAACGAAAACUAUGGUGACAUUACAGAAAAUAUUGUUUUUGCAGUCUCUGGUCUUCAUUCUAUGAUUGGACAAUCUUCUGAUCAUGAGUUCUGGUCCAGUCUUGACAAUGAUGAGCAAGUGGUCUUCCUCAAUGCCUUUAAAGAGCUUGAUUCAGGGAAAGGAAUGUCUAAUAUUCUGGCUAUUACCUCAGGAAAACGUAUUGAAAACGAUGUGAGAAAUGUAUUGAUUGGAAGUUUGCUCAAGAGAAUGGGGAAGAUUGCUCUUGAUAUGGACUCUCUUCAGAUGAGACUUGUGUUCAACGUCUACAAAGCAUUUGCCUCACAAUUGAAUCAAGAAGAGUGUGGCCUAUACGCCUUCAGAAUUCUGCUCCCGUUGUACAAAGUUUGCCAAGGAUAUACCGGAAAAGUCAUCACAGAUGAGUUGAAACAGCUAGCGGAAGAGGUAAGAGACAGUAUAAGAGACAAGAGCUUAGGCAGCCAAAUGUUUGUGCAAGUUUACAGCGAAAUCAAAAAGAGUAUGGAAGCGAAAAGGGAGAAGAGGAAACGAGAAGAGAAGCUAAUGGCGGUGAUAAACCCCGAGAGAAACGCAAAGAGGAAACUCAAGUUAGCUGCAAAAAACAAGGCUAACAAGAAAAGAAGGAUUACGAGCAAUAAAAUGGAUAGAUGGGCUCGCUCUUAAGCUCCCAUAACCACACUUAAACCAUUUUUGUUUAUGUUUUAAUCAUAGAAAUUAUCUGAGAUCAGACUUUUUCAGGUCUUUUUGAUC